This is a messenger RNA of Brugia pahangi, 249 nucleotides long. NCBI's taxonomy places the organism in Eukaryota, Metazoa, Nematoda, Chromadorea, Rhabditida, Onchocercidae. The record is from the annotation of a GenBank genome assembly.
AUGCUAUUGUUGUUCACUGGAAGGUUCACCCACAACGGCGUGCAUAAUUAUCGCCGGAAUAGUCUUCCUUAUCAUCUUUUGCUUGAUAAUGUUUGCAUUAUUGAGUGCUGGUGUCGAUUUCGAGGCAACAUUUACGGAACCUGGCAUGCAAUUUUGAAGCGAACAGCAAAUCACGGUGAUUCAACAUGUUGUUAUGCUCCAAAAAAUGAACUUGUGUAUUUAUCUUCAGUUGUUUUGAUUAGACUGUAG